CCCGAUCGCUCCUCUCAGCCACCGUCUGCAGUGAGCCGGACCUCGCUGCUGCUGCACGCGAGCCUCGACGCCCUUGUCCUCUGCCACGACGGUCUCUCUUCGACUGGCUUCGACCGGACCAUACGCUCUAUGGCAGAGAGCCCACCCUCUCACCGAGAGCGCAAGUCUCGCAUGAACCUCUUCUAUUCUCCGGAGCGUUCCUCGCCUCGUUCUCAGUCCAUUCUCACCAGGUCUUCUACGCCUUCACCGAAUGGCUCUCAUUCCGACAUCUCCGCUGUAACCGAACCUGGACGGCCUCCUAUCAUCCUUGGCAUAUGUGCCAUGGACAUCAAGGCACGCUCGAAGGCCAUGCGGGAGAUCCUCACUCGCCUGGUAGAGAGGGCGAGGGGCGUCAUAGAGGUCAAGGUCUUUGGUGACAAAGUCAUUCUCGACGAAGAUGUCGAGAAUUGGCCUAGAUGCGAUGUCCUCAUUUCGUUCUUUUCCACGGAUUUCCCACUGGACAAGGCCAUCCAAUACGUGAAAUUGCGGAGGCCGUUCUGCAUAAACGAUCUCCCACCCCAAGCCCUGUUGUGGGACAGACGAUUGGUCGGUGCGGUGCUGGAUCACUUGAAGGUGCCGACGCCUCAGCGCCUGGAGGUGUCUCGCGAUGGUGGCCCAAAGGUGGACGAAGAGUUACGCCAGGUGAUGAAGCAGAAGAUAGGCAUACAGCUCAGUGGCUUCCAGGUGACGCCUGAGGUCAGCCUGAGCGAGGACGGGGAUGCAAUCAUCAUCGACGGUCAGGUGAUGGAGAAGCCCUUCGUCGAAAAGCCCGUCAGCGGUGAAGACCACAACGUGUACAUCUACUUCAGGGGUGGUGGGGGUCGCCGACUGUUUAGAAAGGUCGGCAACAAAUCCAGCGAAUUGGAUCCCAAUCUGAACUUCCCCCGGACCGACGGCUCGUACAUUUAUGAGCAGUUCGUGGACGUGGACAACUCGGAAGAUAUCAAGGUCUACACUGUCGGUAAGGACUAUACGCAUGCGGAAACUCGCAAGUCGCCGGUGGUCGAUGGUGUUGUUCGACGUAAUACAGACGGCAAAGAAAUUAGAUUCAUAACCCAUCUAAGCGAUGAAGAGAAGAAGUGGGCCGCGCGCAUCAGCGAGGGCUUUGGGCAAACUGUAUGCGGUUUCGACAUGCUCAGGUGUGACAACGGCAGAACUAGUCAAGUCAUUGACGUCAAUGGCUGGAGUUUCGUCAAGGGUAAUGAGUCUUACUAUGACAAGGCCGCCGAAAUGCUCGCCGGGAUAUGUGUCCAUGCUAGCGCUUCCGUCGAGCGUCCGCUCUCCGCCACCGAGGGGCCCGUGGAAGAGUCUCCGACCUGGCUUCUCAAGGCCAAUGUGACUGUGUUUCGUCAUGCCGACCGAACGCCCAAGCAGAAAUUAAAGUUCAGCUUCCCCAUCGACGAGCCGUGGACACAGCCGUUCGUCCGCCUACUGAACGGCGAGAAGGAGGAGAUUAUUCUCCGAGAGCGUUCCCAGUUAAGCCACAUCCAGACAGCAGUCGAGGAGGCGAAAGGCCUAGGAGCUAGCGGCGAGGAUUUAGCAAAGCUAACGCAGUUAAGCAAUGCACUGAUCAGCAAGAUCGAGUUGCCUGGGACGAAAGCGCAGCUCAAGCCCGUGUAUUCUAAGAAGCAGGCCGGGCACUCGAGGAAGCUGACAAAGUUGACCUUGGUCUUCAAGUGGGGUGGCGAGUUCACGCACUCGGCAAGGUACCAAUCUCGCGAUCUGGGCGAGAACAUGAAGAAGGACAUCUCGAUCAUGAACAAGGACGUUCUCAAGAACGUUAAGAUAUAUACAUCUUCAGAGCGUCGUGUCGUCGCCUCCGCCGAAAUCUUCGCCACAGCUCUCUUCGAAAACAAUAAGGAUCCGUAUGCUUCUCAUCAGAGCGGCAGCUCGCGCACGUCGCAAGAUGGUAGGGAUGGCGUCAGCGGUUCUGCGCUAAGCCCGACCGCCGGGAGCGGCUUCCGUCCAAGCACACCCCGGCGCGAUGGCUCUCAGUCUAAUGCACCGAAGGCGCCGAAGCUGAUCGUCCGCAAGGACCUCUUGGACGAUUCGAACGCAGCUAAGGACCUCAUGGACGAUGUAAAGAAACGCCUCAAAAUCCUGUUGCGCCCAGGCGAGCCGGAGAAGCGGCCGGAGUUGACUUGGCCGAAGAGUCUGAAGAAGGAGCCAGUCGAGGUUGUCAAGGAGGUAAUCGACCUUCUGAGGCAUUUCCGCGAGGUUAUGCAUCGGAAUUGGGAAACGCUGGAUGUCGACAAGAUACAAGAGCGAUGGUGCUGUGGGGACGAGCCCUGGCUUUUCCGCGAGCGAUGGGAAAAGCUGUUUGAAGACUUCUGCGACGUUAAGCAGGAGAAAUUUGACCCGUCGCGCGUGUCGGAGCUCUAUGACACGAUUAAGUAUUGUGCCCUGCACCACCGGACGUUCCUGUUCUCCAUAUUCAGCGAGAACGGGCAACCAAGCUCGCAGCUCCGUGAUCGGCAAUUGCACGAGCUGUACGGACGCGCCAAAGCGCUGUUCGACCUCGUGGCGCCGCAAGAGUAUGGCAUUGAGCCGGAAGAGAAGGAGGAGAUCGGGGUGCUCACGUCGCUGCCGCUGCUACGCAACGUCGUCGAGGACCUCGAGAAUGCACGCAACAACGAGGAGUGUACUCUCACACUCUACUUCACAAAGGAGAGCCACAUUCACACGCUCGUGAACCUCGUUCUCCUCUCUGGGCUCCCCAUCGCGAACCGGCGGAUCCCCGAGCUCGACUACUGCUCCCACAUAACGUUCGAGCUGUACGAGCGCAACCACGGGCGCGGGAAGUCCGACAAGGAGUACUCCAUCCGGCUCUCGCUAAGCGAGGGCGCGCACUCGUCGAACGUCCUUGACUCUGCGCUAGACGCACGCCACUCGCUCAACGUGCAGCCGCGCAGGAAAUUGACGCAGCACAUACCCUACAGUCUCGUCAUCGAGAAGCUCUCCAAGCACUUCCACAGGCACAUUGGCGACGACGACACGGGGCCGGACGAGCCGUUCGAGACGAUCGAUGCGCUGAGCGCACCGGUGGCGAACCAGAGCCCCGCGGACGAUCCCUAGCAAUCACAGACAUGGGCGCACCUCAUCCCCCUCCCGCCCUCGCCGCCGUCGACCGCGACCUCCUGGCCGACCGUCCCGUCCCGGUCCGUGUCCGUGUCUGCGUCUGUGUUGACGCGUGAGGCGCGGGUGCCACUGUGCUUGCCUGGAGUAUGUUUCUCUAGAUUAUCGUGCAUGAACGUUGGGGGCUUGAUGCAGUAGAGCUGACGCUCUUCGUCUCGGCUGGGUUGGUUUGUGAUGACUUUGCAUGAG
This is a messenger RNA of Rhodofomes roseus, 3363 nucleotides long. RefSeq names its product histidine phosphatase superfamily-domain-containing protein. NCBI's taxonomy places the organism in Eukaryota, Fungi, Basidiomycota, Agaricomycetes, Polyporales, Fomitopsidaceae. Gene Ontology annotation, molecular function: ATP binding; inositol hexakisphosphate kinase activity; diphosphoinositol pentakisphosphate kinase activity. The transcript has 15 exons. Bases 130 to 3114 code for a protein of 994 amino acids. Gene Ontology annotation, biological process: inositol metabolic process; inositol phosphate biosynthetic process. Gene Ontology annotation, cellular component: cytosol. The record is from RefSeq and is a predicted model, not a curated record.